UGUAGCCACGAUGACAGUAACAUGUUUACAAGUAAUUUUAAUUGGAUUAACUGUGGUGUUUGUAUCUAUAACUAACAUACACUGUGAAAAUACUCAAGAUUGUAUAAAUUGUUCAGAUAGAUGUAAUAAUGAUACUGGCUAUUGUAACGGAAGUUGCACGAAUGGGUUUCAUGGAUCCGAUUGUAACUCAACGUGUCCACAAAACUGCUACUAUAGAUGUGAUAGAAUCACUGGUGAAUGUACAGAUUGUAAGACUCAUUUUUAUGGUGUAAACUGUACAGAAAACUGUUCGGAAAGAUGUCACGAUAAGUAUUGUAAUCAAAGUGGAAUUUGUUUAUCUUGCAAGAACCCUUACUAUGGAGAUAAUUGUGAAAAGAAUUGUCCCUCAAAUUGCAACGCGAUCGGUAGCUGUGAUCGACAAAAUGGUGAAUGUAAAUAUGGAUGCAUUGAUGGGUUUUGGGGAAGUACUUGUGAAAACAAUUGUAGUGACAGGUGUAAACCGUCUUGUCAUCAAGAUUAUGGCACGUGUUGGGGAUGUAAACCUGGGUUCGGUGGUUCCAACUGUCAAUUUAACUGCAUAGCGCACUGUGACUUUUGUUCAAGGAACGAUACAUGUUAUGAAUGUUCGAAAGGCUGGUUUGGAGACAAAUGUGACCUUCGAUGCCCUGUUAACUGUCGAAAUUUGAUUUGUUCAAUAUUUGAUGGUUCGUGUACCUGUUCAAAAGGCUGGUAUGGAAAAGACUGUAAUGAUACAUGUAUUGACAACUGUGAUUCCUGCAUUGAUAAUACGACUUGUAAUGUAUGCUCAGAAGGUUAUUAUGGUCGAUAUUGCGAAAGUACUUGUCCAUCUAAUUGUACAACAUGUGAAAGAAGUGGAGACAAAUGUACAGGAUGCAAUUCAGGCUUCUUUGGUGACCAAUGUACAUGUGACGUUGACCAAUGUUUAAAGAAAGAAUCAUUAUCGCAUUGUGUCGAAUGUAAACAUCCUGGUUGGUUUCCGAAAAUAGGAGGAUGUUGUAGAUGCAGUGAUAAUUGUAAGGGCGGACAUUUAAACUGUGACAAUAUCACUGGUGAAUGUUUAGAUGGGUGUCAGUUAGGAUAUUACGGGAAUCAAUGUGUUGAUAAAUGCAGCAGUAAUUGUAUCGGAAAUGACACUGUCUGUAAUUCCACAACCGGUGUAUGUCCGUCUGGAUGUGAACCUGAUUGGUAUUAUUCGACAUGCAAAUACGGAUGUUCCCUCCGAACGCCACACUGCUCCAAAUGUACCCUUUUUAAGGAUAAUGUUAAUAAUUUUGAAUCUGCCGGAUGCGUUGAGUGUGAUGGCGGGUUUUACAAACCCAUACUUAAAGAGUUUUGCACACCUUGUAAUAACUGUUUAUUUGAUAAAUGUAAUGGCAGUACAGGACGUUGUCUUGAAGGUUGUACGCCAGGAUGGUAUCAAAAUCCUUACAGUUUAGGGACAUGUGAUAGAAAAUGUGACAUUAACUGCAUUGAUGGUCUCUGUGACCCAACUAAUGGCACAUGCGUACAUGGAUGCACAGAUGGUUGGUCAGGUGACAUAUGUAGGUUGACUUGUUCCAGUUAUUGUUUAAACAAAACUUGUGAUCAGUUGUCUGGUGAUUGCAUUAAAUGUAACCCUGGAUAUUAUGGUAGCAACUGCUAUUUUGGUUGCGGUAACUGUCUUGGAGGAACAUGUAAUCAAACAACUGGUAUUUGUGAAGAUGGUUGCAAUGAUGGCCAUUUUGGUUCACGGUGCUCUCGAUCGUGUAGAAAUUGCGUGGAUAGCAAAUGUGAUAGAAAAGGCGUGUGCACGGCCGGAUGUAUGGAUGAACACUUUGGGCGAUACUGUAAUGAAUCAUGCAGCCAAUGUAUGGGUGGAAAGUGCGAUCAACAAGGUGUUUGUAUGGCAGGUUGUACGCCUGGAAAAUAUGGAAGAAACUGCGAUGUAUCUUGUCCGGAGAAUUGUUUGAUAUGCCAUCCAGUUACUGGCCGAUGCCUUCAUAUAUCACCUCCAUGCAAUAACACUCACUGCACAAUGAAUUUUACGAAUUCCAUUUGUCCGCCGUCAAAAUUUGGGUUUAAUUGCAAUCACACAUGUAGUACAAAAUGUAUAAAUAGUUCAUCGAAUGGAUAUAUAUGUGAAAAAUAUAGUGGUUCUUGCAUCGGAACGUGCGCUUCCGGUCAAUUUGGACAAUUUUGUAAUGAAACAUGUGGAAAAUGUGCUUCAGCGGAUAACACAUUGACGCCGUGUAAUCCAUUAGACGGACACUGUAUGAACUGUUUAAAUGGUUAUUAUGGAAAACAAUGUAUUCAAAAAUGCAGUGAUUCUUGCUUAAAAGGAAAAUGUAAAGGUAACGGUGUGUGUUCACAGGGAUGUAAACCGGAGUGGAAAGGUACAUUCUGCGAAGUAAAACAACCUGCUAAGCAGACUGGAUUAUCCAGUGGUUCAGUGACAGGAAUAUCUAUUGGAUGUGUAGUUGCUGUAAUAUUUAUAGUCGUGUUGGCAUAUUUUAUAUAUAGACGAAGGAGUAAUAAGGACAAUGCUUUCAGUAUGAAGAAUAUACAGUACUAAACCGUUUGAAGACUACACCAAGCAGUACAAUCAAAAUAAUAGAACUAUAGUUAUAUUAGUUAUAUAUUGUUGUCUAUGUGUUUAUAGUUUAUUGUGACUUAUUCUGCUUAACUACAUAAUGUAAAAUUAAUUGAAACUCGCUUAGGUUAAGUUUACUGCAACGCAGGUUUGCUAUUGUUCUUCUUUUUGCAAGCAAGUAAAUUGAUCCAGAUAUACGUGUUUAAGGACGUAAAACAAUAAAUGAUGGCGCACUUUUCGUCAUUGAAAUACGAUUUCAACCACA
Mytilus trossulus (common blue mussel) is the source of this 2855-nucleotide messenger RNA. RefSeq names its product cell death abnormality protein 1-like. Lineage: Eukaryota; Metazoa; Mollusca; Bivalvia; Mytilida; Mytilidae. The record is from RefSeq and is a predicted model, not a curated record. Gene Ontology annotation, molecular function: scavenger receptor activity. The transcript has 5 exons. Bases 11 to 2572 code for a protein of 853 amino acids.